AUGUUGUUCGUCAAACGCUUCAAACAUGCUUUAACGGAAUUUGAGACACUGCCGAAUGAACUUUUCGUCGAAAUUUUCGGUUAUCUCACCUGCGUAGAAACUGUAUGGGCUUUUGCACGACUGAACAGUCGCUUUCGAAAUUUAACGCUUGAGUAUUGUCGUACCUUUAAUUUCAAAUCAAUCAGCAAAACAAAGCUCGAUUAUAUUAUUCAACAUCACAAUAUUCGUCGAUGGAAGUCAUUGCGUCUCUCCGACGAUGACGACACACCGGGACAAGUCACGUACUUCUGUCAAAUACUUUCCUUUGCAAACAAUCUUUCACACCUAGAAGCAUUGACUGUUGUCAAUACUCAGUGCAAUGUUACAACCUCGUUACUAUCACAAAUAACAUCGUUUCAACAUCUGGUUUCAUUAACAAUUGGCUCGAUAUGUGGAAAGAAUCUUUCCUGUAUUAAUUUAGUUUCUUUAAAAUAUCUGAUUAUUAAUUCGUGUAUGCACACAACCUGGUUUCAGAAAAUUCCACUUGACGGCCUUCAACACACUUUUGAACAUAAUUGCAAUCAUGAGCAUUGCUUGGUGUAUCCAACGACCUUGAGAAACUUGAAAAUAUUUGCUAAUCAACAAGGUGAUACCGACAUUGUUCGCACAGCGUUAAAACCGUUAUCUAAAUUGACAAAUCUGACUAUCUAUGACGAGGCGUGGGAAAAUGCAGUACCUGACGGACGAAUCUGGGAAGAACUGAUCAAAUCCUCGUUGCCAUGCCUGAAAGAAUUCAAUUUUUGCUUCAAAUUCUGGCGAGAUUUCACUUCUGCGAGUGACAUUAAUUGGAUAAUUUCAACAUUUUCUACGCCAUUCUAUCGCCAAGAAAAAUCCUGGUUUGUUCAAUGCGAUACACAUUAUCAACAGUUCAGCGUAGCCAUGCUCUAUUCACUACCAUAUGUUUUUGAACAUUUCGAAGUCAUAACACAUUCUUUCCAGAAUAGCUUAUCGAAUACCAACGAUACCUCAAAAAUACAGUCGUAUAAGUCCGUUAAAACACUAGUUGUCGAUGCAAAAUGUGAAACAAUGAAUGAAAGAUUAUUACUAAGGAAUAUUGUCAAUCUACAUCUAACACAUCGGUAUGUAUUUGUUGAUUGGAUACUCAAAAUUCGGCGAUUGACCCAAUUGACUUUCGGACAUCAAGUAAAUCUUUCUUAUGAGGACUUUCUUCUUAUACUGAAAAGCUGUCCUCACCUGAAGUCAUUGGUGACACCCUAUCAAGUAUUAUGUAGCAUAACAAACCGAUGGAAAGAUAAUCUCAUCUGUGAUAUACUAUCCCGUAAAAUUCGUUCGUUAAAACUGACUUCGUCUGAUUGUUUGACUGUGAAUCAUAAGAAUUAUAUCAAAGUUGAUGAGCUCUUGAACAUCAUUCGAGUUUUUAGUCGGCAUUGUGAACAUCUGAGUAUUGCAGUUUACUCCAGAAACAUUGUCGUGGGACUUAUUUUACGAUGUAUGAAUCAGCUUCGAAGUUUGAAAGUUUAUGUACAAGAACAUGGCCAUAAUAUGCAUAUUUCAAAACAAUGGUUAACAGAUCAGAAUUCAGAUUUUCACAACUUGGAUUACUGUCUUGUGUCCAAUGGACACGAAUACUCAUUUUGGUUUACUCGACGAUAUUUGUAA
This is a messenger RNA of Adineta ricciae, 1659 nucleotides long. NCBI's taxonomy places the organism in Eukaryota, Metazoa, Rotifera, Eurotatoria, Adinetida, Adinetidae. The record is from the annotation of a GenBank genome assembly.